UCCGGACGACGCGCGGCAUUUUGGAGCCCUGGCGGGCGGCGACUUCGUGGCGAUGGCGGGCCGGCGCGGGGCGCUCAUCGUGCUGGAAGGCGUGGACCGCGCCGGGAAGAGCACGCAGAGCCGCAAGCUGGUGGCCGCGCUCUGCGCCGCCGGCCAUCCCGCCGAGCUGCUACGCUUCCCGGAAAGAUCAACUGAAAUUGGCAAACUUCUGAGUUCUUAUUUGGAAAAGAAGAGUGAGGUGGAGGAUCACUCAGUGCACCUACUUUUCUCUGCAAACCGCUGGGAACAAGUGCCAUUGAUUAAGGAAAGGUUGAGCCAGGGCAUCACCCUCAUCGUGGACAGAUAUGCGUUUUCUGGUGUUGCCUUUACCAAUGCCAAGGAGAACUUCUCUUUGCAUUGGUGCAAGCAGCCAGACGUGGGCCUUCCCAAACCAGACCUGGUCGUGUUUCUUCAGCUGAGGUUGGCAGAGGUUGUGGAGCGGGGCGGGUUCGGCCAAGAACGCUAUGAGGAUGGGGCCUUCCAGGAGCGGGUACUGCAAUGCUACUACCAGCUCAUGGAGGACAGGACUCUAAACUGGAAGGUGGUUGAUGCUUCCAAAAGCAUUGAAGACGUCCACAAGGAGAUCCGCACGCUCUCUGAGGAUAUCAUCCAGGCCGCAGCGCAGAGGCCGCUGGGGAAGCUGUGGACAUAAAUGUGGAGGGGCUGUCCCCUUCCCUGGGUCCUGCGAGGCCGGAGCCUUAUGAAAGGCUUGAUGUGCAGUGUUCACAUUGCACAACAUGGGGGCUGUGCACAAGUCAACAACAAGCAGAGCUACGAGGAGCCUCUCGAGAGGCCUGGGCACAGGGACUUCGUGGUAUGUCACUCAGCCUUCUGCCCUCUUUCACCCUGAGGAUGUUGAUAAAUCAUUAUGCCUUUUAUUGAAACUUAAUGAUAACCAUAUCCAAGCAGGUUCAAGAUAAUUGAUGUGGCAGUCAGUUUAAAAUCUGAAUUUCUUACAGGCACGAAUAAAAGUUACUUUGAAAGUA
This is a messenger RNA of Myotis daubentonii (Daubenton's bat), 1025 nucleotides long. It is a transcript of the gene DTYMK, whose product is annotated as deoxythymidylate kinase. Gene Ontology annotation, biological process: dTDP biosynthetic process; dTTP biosynthetic process; dUDP biosynthetic process. The record is from RefSeq and is a predicted model, not a curated record. Gene Ontology annotation, molecular function: ATP binding; dTMP kinase activity; nucleoside diphosphate kinase activity. Gene Ontology annotation, cellular component: cytoplasm; cytosol; mitochondrion. Lineage: Eukaryota; Metazoa; Chordata; Mammalia; Chiroptera; Vespertilionidae.